CGAGGACGCGGUGAUUCGUACAGGUCACACCUUGUCAAAAUCGGAAAAAUACGCGCAUUUUCACGCGGAAAACCGGAAAAACUUUUUCCAAAGUGCGCAAAACUAACGCCGUUUACCAAGGGAAUGUUUAUACUCGACGUCGGAGUGAAUUGUGCCAGUGCAAACUCGGAUUAAAGUGAGUUUUUGUUGGUAAAUAAAUGGAUUAGGUGCAAUUUUUUGCAACAUCGCAGAAAAAAAACAAAAGGGCCUAGAUGAUCGGCACUACGAACGAUCGCAGGGCCCUCGAAAGGGAGGCCCUGCGGAACGUCAUCAACCAAUGGAACGCCAACCGUUUGGACCUGUUCGAACUGUCAGAACCAAACGAGGAUCUGGAGUUCCACGGUGUCAUGCGGUUCUAUUUCCAGGAUUCUGGACAGAAAGUAGCAACGAAAUGCAUCAGAGUGGCCAGCGAUGCGACUGUUGAAGACGUUAUAGGAACACUUGUAGAAAAAUUCAGACCGGACAUGAGAAUGCUGAGCGUACCUAGUUACGCCCUGUAUGAACUCCACGAGGGUUGUCCAGAACGGAAAAUGUCACCCGACGAAAAGCCCCUCUUGGUCCAGUUGAACUGGCAUGUAGAUGACAGGGAAGGAAGAUUUUUAUUAAGAAAUAUUGACGACAAACCAAUUGGUUCGAUGGGUUCUUUAGACUCUAAUGCCAGUUUUCGACGGAAAUUGUCAAAGAGGGAAAAGAAACAACUGAAGAAGCAGGAAAAACUGUCGAGAAUGAAAAGUGAAAAUGGCGACGUGAAUGGACAAGAUAAUGUGACUGAAAAACUAUAUAACGAACUUCCCGAAACUUCUUUUACACGAUCGAUAUCGAACCCCGAGGCUGUGAUGAGGAGACGAAGACAACAAAAAUUAGAGAAGAAGCUACAACAAUUUCGGUCAAAAGAUGGCGGCCCAGAUACAGGUGGAACUUUAAAAAUCUACGGUGAAGCCCUGUGUAAAGACGUGCCUUACAAAACCCUCUUACUAUCAGUAAGAGACUGUGCAGGAGCAGUGGUCAGAGAAAUGCUGGACAAAUAUGGAUUAACCAAAGCUGAUCCUUCUCAGUUUUGUUUGGUCCAAGUCACUCAGCAACCAGGCAUUCCUGACACGGAAUAUGUUUUGGAUGACGAUGAAUGCCCAUUGAGUAUACUAAUGACAGCUCCAAACACAGGUUCUAUCAUGUUCCACGUGCGGCGGAAACCGGCGGACUGCCAGCCGCGCAGGCGCAAGAAAAAGCCCCUGAGCGGGGGGUUGAGGGACCAAAGGGGGGAUGUCCCCCUGCUGGUGGAGCUGGGACCAGAUGGACAACCGCCCUCGUUGGCUGACGUUAAUAAGACGGUUCGGCUCACCAACGACGUCAUGGAGGUUGGUUCAGCAAACGGUAUAGCGUUACAACUGUACGGGCCGCACAUCCAGCCGCGCCACUGCGUCAUCACCAACGCCGACAGCGUGACGUCACUGACACCCUGUCACGCGGACGCCCACACGUACGUCAACGGGCAGAGGAUCCACCAGACCACCAUCUUGACGCACGGGAGUCUGGUCAAGUUCGGCAACAGCAACACCUAUAGGUUUCUCGAUCCUACGCAGGAGGAAAGAACACGUCAGGCUUUGGGGAACAUAGAUAAUCAAACACGAAUAUACGAAAGUCGUUCACCUCGUGCAUUAAGCCCCACACAAGCUAGCGGUUCUAGGGAAAAUAUAGAAACCACUUUUGACAUUGACGGUAAUGUCGAAACGGUAUCCACGCAUAGCGGUGCAAGGGAGGACAAUAGAUCCUUAGGAUCAGACAGUCGCUCAGAAAACAGAUUGAGCGGUAUGGAUCGCUACCCAAGAGGCCAGGACCCCAUCUUACCUGCGGUGCUAGAAUUUCCAGAAGAGCCUCAAGAACAGUUUCUGGCAAGGGCUAUCACGCAUCUGGAUGUGACGACACCUACCUUUAGACUUGCUCCAGCUUAUACUUUGUAUUUAUGCGCAAGGUAUAGAGCUUCGACGCAUUAUCGUCCCGAACUGACACCUACCGAACGAGCUCACAAGCUCACCAUCCUACUACAGCAUGCCGCCAUGCUCAUCAGACACACAGUUCAAGAUAGGAGUACGGAAAGUAUAUCUCAAGCAUUCUGGUUGGCCAAUGCCAGUGAACUGUUACAUUUCCUCAAGAGCGACAGACAUGUCAGCGCGUUUUCAUUACAAGCUCAAGACACCUUAGCUGAUGCAGUCCAACUAGCUUUCAAGAACCUAGUUGCUUGCCUCACAGACGAACUGAACGCAGCUAUGAAUUAUCUGAUGUCUGUCACAGGCGAUGACCAUCCCAGGGAAGUGAUAAAUAUCUUAAGUGGAGCGAUGAAUUUGUUAAGGAAAUGUAGAGUCAACGCAGCUUUAACCAUACAGCUGUUCUCUCAAUUAUUCCACUGGAUCUCAGCCAAAGCUUUGUCGAACGCCAUUUCGAACAGCAAUUUGUGUACUCGCAACUUCGGACACAAACUGGCCAACAGGUUACGCAACUUGCAGGCUUGGGCGGAGUCUCAAGGUCUAGAACUUGCUGCUGAAUGUCAUCUGGCGAAAAUAGUACAAUGUGCCCAUUUGUUACAAGCUAACAAAUACACUCCGGAAGACUUAGCCAGUCUGAGCGCAGCGUGUUUCAAACUGAACUCUAUGCAGUUGGGAGCGCUGUUAAUGCAAUAUAAAGCUGAACCUGGUGAAAAAAUUGGGUCACCUUCGAUGUUGGAACAGGCUGCAAAAGCCGCUGAAAGUGUUGCUGAUGAACUUGCUAGAGCUGAAGGUAGGGAGGUAACGCUUUACGAAGAUCCCGCACCUCCACUACAGUUACUUCUGCCUGAUGAUGGAUUCAGUUGUGAUGUUGUUCAAGGAGUACCACCAGGUCUGGCUGACUUCUUACAUCCUCUACAAGCUGCAGGCUUAUGCAGAUUAGCUGCCCAGCCAACUAGUUCCGGUCAUUGGACCGUCUACAUGAACGCUCCACGGCCUCCUAGUGCUUUGAGCACCACUCAACCAGAGGUCCAAGUAAUAAGGCUGCACAAAGCAGGGGGAGGCAUGGGACUAUCAAUUGUAGCUGCCAAGGGGGCUGGACAAGAGAGAUUAGGAAUUUACAUCAAGUCUGUCGUACCAGGUGGUGCUGCGGAUAGAGAUGGAAGACUGGCAGCUGGCGACCAACUUCUGUCAGUUGACGGGCAAUCGCUGCUCGGAAUUACUCAGGAAAAAGCAGCCGAGUUUCUGGUUAAAACUGGCAGCGUUGUAACGUUGGAAGUCGCCAAAGGCGGAGCCGUUUACCACGGCUUGGCAACGUUGUUACAACAACCCAGUCCGACCCCACACAGAGGCCCCAGACGCAUGUCUGAACGAGAUCUACCGUCCCGAGUCGACUCAGAACGCAGCAUUCCUUCUUCUAAAUCUGUACCGGCCUUACACCAAAUCCAUUCGCCCAAUCAGGAGCAGCCUAGAGUACCUGGUGGGCCGCCUAACAACUUCUUAGUCGAUGGGACGUCUUCAAGUAACAGUAUCAGUACAAAUAAUCUUCACGGCGCGGUGCCGAACGGUCCUGCUGGAUUAAGAAGUCGCUCGACACACAACCUCAAUCAGCAGGAUGCAGGUUUCUAUCAAAAUCUCAGCGUUUAUAGGAAUAAAAUGCCCAGUCCACAACAAUUGGGUGAUAGGACUUCGGCACUUCGCUCUUCUCAAAACUCUCUUCAAUCUUCCAUAACUUCGCCCAAUUCGCAACGGCCUUCUUCUGCUUAUUACCCGGCCAAUCAGGCGCCGAAUUUCAACAGGCCCAACUUGCACCAGUCCAUUCCUAACCUCAAAAGUCCGCCGUCGAUGCAACGGUUGCAACAGCAAGGGGAGGAAGAAAGAAACGCUAGAUUGCCGGCAGGUGUAACUGGCAGUUAUCCUAAUAUGACAGGACAAGGAGGUCAAUAUUACGGACAACACCAAGCUUACCCAGCUGGUCAACAAGCGUAUCAACGUCAACCCAACCAACAAGCCUACCCCGCAAACGAAGACAUAAAUCGCUCUCAGUAUGGCUCACCUUACUCUAAUCCCAACCAGCCUUACCCUUCGCCUACUCACAGUAGUACUCCCAACUACCCCAAUAACGUACAAAACAAUUAUUCUUCCCACACCAUGCCACAUCAGUUGCAUAACAACAUCAACUCUAACACUAUGCCAGGAAGCGUUAGUUCGAACAAUGGGUCAAAUAAGUUAGAUGAAAGAACUGAAAAUGGUAGAAUAGAUCAAAGAGGAUACGGUAGUACGGGUGGACUUCUGCGAGAGGACAUGUUUAGACACUCGCAGAGCUCUAAACAUGAAGAGAUGAUGAGGUAUCCCAGCACGAAUAACGUCAGGAUAUCGGAGGCUCAGAUUCAGAGUAGUCGGGGCAGUGAAGAUCUCAACAGACAUCAAGAAAUAAGAAACUCGAAAAGUGAUGACAUGUUGAAGCAUCAUCACCAAGGAGAGAUGAUGCGGUACGCCAGCAGCGGAAAUAUAAGAGCUCACGACCUCAAUCAACCGCUAAGACCAAACCCAGACCACUUGCAUCAACAAAGGCUUACCAACGAAGAAAGAAUACUCAGGGGACAGGCCAAAUUAGCGGAAAUGGGCGAGGAAGUCAGAAGAAGGCAGCAACAUCAACAGGCUAGGAUGAUGAAUCAGCAAUACAACUCACAGAUGCCUCCUAACGCGUUCUAUCAGCAACAGCAACAGCAGCAUUACUAUAACACGCAUAUGGCUCAGUCCAUGCAGAAUCUAUCUUUAAAUGCUCCAUAUCAAAAUAGUCAGCCUGUGACGCAGGCUAGUACAAGUUAUAACCAGCAUUAUCCACCAAAUACUUCAGCUCAAACCAAUUAUCAGCAAGCUGGUGCUGGCGGUUCGUAUUAUGGGACUCACGGACCUACCUCGCCGACUUACAGGCCUCAGAAUCUACCACAAAAGAUGAGUAAACGAACUGAGUCACCUCCUGCCUUACCACCAACGAGCACUCACCCGUUAUAUUCACCGACAUCGACGCAGAGUGACUCGAACACUUACACAGCGUCCAAUCAGGAUCCUCCAAAGAUGGCUUACUAUCCGGCCGCGUCUUCUACUCAGAACUCGAAACCGCCACGAGAUCCAUGGGCUAGAGAGGAACAAGAAAGACAACAAGAAGCCAGACGGGAAGCGGCUAGGCAAUGGCAAGAACAACAAAUCAGAGAACUUGCAUCACUACCAUACCGAACGCCUCAACAAGAAGAACAAUUGAGAGUCCUACAACUGGAACGAGAAUUUCAAAGAAGAGCUCAAGAAGCAGCUGGCGAAGACGAUGAAGAUACCGAAAAAGAAUCUCCGUCUCCGCAGCAUCUCAUGCCUCAACCAGUCUCCAGUCAGACAGUGAUCACCUCAGUGCCGUCGACCACGGUGUCCAGCAAGCAGGAACCGACGCACGUGCCGCCUACUUCGAUUCUGAAACCGGGCGGAGUCAACCAGCAAGCCCCUCCUCCCGUCAUCAACAACAAUAAUCAUCAGCGAGAGGUUCACGUGACGAAUCAGGGACCAGCGUCGCCUACGGAGAUAUCAGCACCACCACCACCAGAAAGGGGCUCAAGUUUUGCUAUAAUGUCAUUGCGAGCUAAAGAAGGUGUCAGUAAAAGAGUGUCCUUUGAUCCAGCCUCCACACAAAAUAACAUCCAACCACCGCCUCAAGUACCAAACACUUUACCCAUCGAAGAAACGACCAAAAGAGAAGACCCAAAUAGUUUCAUCCUGCAGGCUGAAUCUAUGUUGGCGUCGCCGACCACGCCCACCGACGCCAGUCCCAACGUUUCCACGGCCACGCCCGGCGUUAUCGGUGCUCAGGAGGUGUACAGAGACCCCAGAGCGCGACGUUUAGCGGAACAACAGAAGAAGAACCAGAACGAGAACACGCCGGUACCGGAAAAGCUGAGCUUCAAGGAGAAGAUGAAGAUGUUCGCGAUGGAGACGGGAGAACAGGGCACGCCGAAGGACAAGAGUAAAAUUAGUAGGGCGCAGAGGGACAUUGAUACUUUGGGCUCGCCUCCCAGCUCAGGAAUGGUACAUUAGUUAGUGAUGUUAUUGCAAUUUAAAUAAGUCUAUGUCGCGAAUCCUCGGGGUGGAGGAAAGAUAAUUUUUUUAAGGUUAAGUUGGGCUUUAAAAGAAACUAACAUGAGAGGAGUCGACUUGGUGCGGUGGUGCAUUUUAAGAUGCAACAGAGAAAAGUAUGACAAGGAGUUUUGCUGCUUUUAGCAUCACGAUAAGUACCCACCACAGAUUACUAAAUUGUAGAGAUGAUAAGUAAGCAAUAUGUCCUUCGUGAAUCUGAUAUCAUUACCACCCUCUUAAAUAGAAGGUCUUGCAAUAUACGCGUGGAGUCAUCGCAGGAUGACAAUAAUUAUUGGAACUCUUUAUAUCCAGGAUGUCUCUUAAAUAAGUACAAGUACUGUAUGAUCGAAAGAAAAACCGUCGUCCAGUUGGCUUGGAAUUGAACAUCAGUAACAUUUGUAUAUUUACAUUAUUGUAUAUUAAUUGGUUGUAAAGUUCGACCCUAGAUAUACACCCAUGAGGCUUUUUUCUUGUAAAGGUUGUUGCAGAUUUUCAAUUUUUCUUUACUUUUUCCUGGACAUUUUAAAAAACUUUUUAUACUACAGGUUCAUUGCAAUUUUGUGUGAUUAUCACUAAUAAGUAAAGUUCACACAAUAAUUUAUAUUUUCUACAUAAUUAAAUUAGGAAAAUUAAUUUUAAUUAUGUCAGUUUAAUAAUUCUAGAACAACGCACUGUACUUAUUUUUUAACAAAUACUAGUAGAUUUUUACAGUUAUUUUCAACUGAACUGAUUUUACAAGCAAAUGAGUAAAUUUUAUUAGAUAGAUGUGUGAAAUAAUACUUCAAUCUUUUUUAUUUCGCUGCCCUAUUAUAUUUGGCGCCCAACGUGGGGUCAAAAUGAUUACUAUACUAGCAAGUGACUGUAGAACACACGUUUUUAACACACACUUAAUACAUUUUUAGUACAGUUCAUCAUAUUAUUUUCCAUUAAAUUAUGUAUAUACGUACUUUCUUGUCCAUGUGGGCAACACAUCGAAUAAGCUGAGAACUGGCUGAUCGGUUGAUUCCGGCGGUUCUCAAAAUGUAAGCAUUAAUUUAUUUAAAAAUUUUCAAGUUAAAUAACUCAGUUAUUUUCAAUUUAUUUUAAAAAUGGUAAAAAGAACAAGACGCUGUUUUACAUUUUUUUAAGAGACACCCUUUAUAGAGUCGACAGACGAAACUGUAUAGUGUAAAAAAUUGCUUUUAAAUAAAAUUGACAAGCCGAGCCAAAAUGCUAUUGAAUAUUAUAGAUAGGUACUAGGUAUACCUACCUAAUAAUUUUAAUAUUAACUUAAUAUUUAGCAGAACAACACAAAAAUUGUUGUUCACUUCUUUGUAAGGGUAAAUAUCUUGAGACUGACAAAAAUUCAAGAAAAUUGACAAUUUGUUUUCUUGCUCUAAAAUAUGCAUCAAGCAAAACACCACAAGUCAUCAAAUAGAUACAAUACUUUACUAUAAAGUAUUAUUGAACAAGUCUAAUAUACACUGAAAAUGUUAUGGAUUUUAAUUUUUUACUUAUGACAGACAGGUUUUCAAUGUGAUCAAGAGUCUCAUAAUUAAUUCACACAAAUUUACAAGGUGUGUUCAACUAAAACAUAUUUUUGGAUUUUGUACUAGUAAUAUAAAAAUUACAAACCUAUUUGUAAAUAUUUAAAAUUAUAUUAUUUAAAGGAACAGAUAUAUUCAUUGCCACAAUACAAAAUCCAAAAAUCUUUAUAUUGCAAUUAUUAUAUAAAAUAAAACUUGUAUAUCGUGGUGAGAAAUUUAAAAUGCUGAUUUUUAACGAAUUAUGUACAGGGUGUCUCAGAUAAGAAGACGCUCGAGUCCAGAAUAACUGGACCAUACAGAAGCGACAAGUGCGAUUUUUUCGCGAACCAAAUUUUUAAGUGAGUUUAUUUCUCAUAUUUUUAAGCUAUAAAUUUUGAUGAUGUCGGUUGUCAAAUUUUGAUUAGCUGAUGCUUAAUAUCAAGGAUCAAUUUAUUGAUAUUUUUUGUCUUGUAUAGAAACCAAAAUUUAUGCGGAAUAAAUUAAAAGUAUAGGUUUGGAGGAAAGAAAAAUACUGUUUCCUCCUCUUUUUUACAUUUUUUACCUGUAUUUUAUACACAUCAAAAUGUAAAAAAAUCAUCAAAGACGCUUAAGUACCUAAGCCUUGAUUAAUAUUUCCUCUUUUAACCAUUGCAAUCAUGUUUAUAAUUUUAUUUUAAUUUAGACUUCUUUUUGAAUUUAUAUUUACUUAUUUAUGAAUUUUAGUAAAUAGUUUAUUUAAAGAUUUCUUUCAAUAAAAUUGUAGACAUUCUAUUGGCCCCACGUUGGGCGCCAUAUUCUUUAUUCUUUUAUGUGUAACAACUUUUCUAUAGUUUCCAAAAAAAGAAAGAAAAAAGUAUUUUAAUCUUUCUACGAUUCUAUAAUGCUGUUAAAAAAUAUUAGACAAAAAAUUAUAGUGUUUAGGCUGCCAAGAUCAAUUUGUCAAAAUUUUUGUGACAUCAAGGUCAAAAAAUUAUUGUACAUAAUUGACAUAGUUCAAAGGAAGCGACGCUCACUGUAGCUUCUGUAUAGCUAAGGUAUUUUGAGACACAAACUAUAUAAUUUUAUAUUCUCGAUUCAUAAAUAUAAUAGUGUUUUAUGAGAUACCUCUAUAAGGCCUCUAUAAGCUAUUUAUACACAUAUAUUGUACUAUACGCUCUAGAAAUGAAUACAAUUAUAGCGAAUACUUUAUAACAAUUUCGACCAUAUCUUUAUACUUGCCGUCCGUGCUUGAGACCACCAGUAUUUUUAAACUUUAGAUGACUUUUCUUAUUUACAUGAUCUAAACUUUCUACUAGCCAUGUAGAGUUGUUAUACAUAUAAAUGAACAUUUAUAUAUAAACCUAUAGGAACGUAGUGGCUUAUACACAUAGUGAUCCUCUUUAGGACGUGUUGAUACAGUUUUUUUUUCUUGUAUAUUUAUCUAUUAAAAGUAUUAAAGAUGUAUUUAUGCAGGGUUGAUCAAUUUUCCGUUGAUUUUGAUUGCACAUUGUCAGCUGGAUGAUUUUAAGACUUCAAAAUAGAAUUUUUGAAACAGUAAA
Sitophilus oryzae (rice weevil) is the source of this 9183-nucleotide messenger RNA. Its product is annotated as afadin. Gene Ontology annotation, molecular function: cell adhesion molecule binding. The record is from RefSeq and is a predicted model, not a curated record. Gene Ontology annotation, cellular component: adherens junction. The transcript has 28 exons. Bases 252 to 6101 code for a protein of 1949 amino acids. NCBI's taxonomy places the organism in Eukaryota, Metazoa, Arthropoda, Insecta, Coleoptera, Curculionidae. Gene Ontology annotation, biological process: signal transduction; regulation of protein localization.